GCGGGGCUACUGCGCAUGCUCCUGAUUACUGUGGCAUGCUGGGAAAUGUGGUUUUCAUGUCACAUUCGUCAUGAUAUUGCCGUUGUGUUUACUAGCAACUCGCAUCCUAUUGGAGCAGCGGGAUCACGUGACGACCGCGCCUCGACCCGCGGGCCAAAAUCUUCCUCCGCUCAGAAGAAACUAGUACCGUUUUGCGGCCCCGAUCUCGGGACUCUUGGGGGGUUUUGAGCUCUGGACUUUUACUGAUAAGCAGGCAACACUCGUGUUUGGAGGAGAUGGACCGGGAUCAGAACCAGGACCAGGAUCAGAUCCAGGACCAGGAUCAGAACCAGGACCAGGAGUCCAGCAGCAGGACCAAAGCGGACUCUUCCUCCGCUGGUCUGCAGAAACAUAAAGCCAAAGAGAGAAAAAAUAGGAGGGAUAAAUUCCUCACCACUUCACCAGGUCUGAAGGUCCGAAAGAGGAUUCAUACUGAAGAGAAGCCGUACACCUGUGAUCAGUGUGGGGCAGCUUUUACCACAUCAAGUAUUUUAAGGCGUCAUCGGCGUAUCCACACUGGAGAAAAGCCGUACAAAUGUGAUCAGUGUGGGGCAGCUUUUACCCAACAAGGUAAUCUAAGGACUCAUCAGCGUAUUCACACUGGAGAUAAGCCGUACAGAUGUGAUCAGUGUGGGGCAGCUUUUACCGAACAAGGUAAUCUAAGGAAUCAUCAGCGUAUUCACACUGGAGAUAAGCCGUACAGAUGUGAUCAGUGUGGGGCAGCUUUUACCGAACAAGGCAGUCUCAGGCGCCAUCAGCGUAUUCACACUGGAGAUAAGCCGUACAGAUGUGAUCAGUGUGGGGCAGCUUUUACCGAACAAGGUAAUCUAAGGAAUCAUCAGCGUAUUCAUACAGGAGAUAAGCCGUACAAAUGUGAUCAGUGUGGGGCAGCUUUUACCCAACAAGGUGAUCUAAGGCGUCAUCAGAUUAUUCAUACUGGAUUUAAGCCGUACAGAUGUGAUCAGUGUGGGGCAGCUUUUACCAAGUCAGGUGAUCUAAGGAGUCAUCAGCGUAUUCACACUGGAGAGAAGCCUUACAGAUGUGAUCAGUGUGAGGCAGCUUUUACCCAUCAAGGUGAUCUAAGGAAUCAUCAACAUAUGCACACUGGGGAUAAGCCUUACAGAUGUGAUCAGUGUGGGGCAGCUUUUACCCACCAAGGUAAUCUAAGGAGUCAUCAGCAUAUACACACUGGAUUUAAGCCUUACAGAUGUGAUCAGUGUGGGGCAGCUUUUACCAGACAAUGUAGUCUAAGGCGUCAUCAGCGUAUUCACACUGGAUAAAAAAUUGUCUGUGAUCAGUGUGGGGCAGCUUUUACUCGGAGAGUUCAGUUAAAGGUACCAAUUUAG
This is a messenger RNA of Cololabis saira (Pacific saury), 1385 nucleotides long. Its product is annotated as zinc finger protein 239-like. The transcript has 3 exons. Lineage: Eukaryota; Metazoa; Chordata; Actinopteri; Beloniformes; Belonidae. The coding region runs from base 276 to 1319 and encodes 347 amino acids. The record is from RefSeq and is a predicted model, not a curated record.